Molecule: messenger RNA, 1965 nt
Organism: Hypoxylon trugodes
Lineage: Eukaryota; Fungi; Ascomycota; Sordariomycetes; Xylariales; Hypoxylaceae
Exons: 2
Coding region: 440-1837 (465 amino acids)
Source: RefSeq, a predicted model, not a curated record
ACGAGCAGAAUAAGCAAUGGGGCCAUCUCGAUGAUUUUCUAAGCCUUAUAACUCCAAACGAAGAAAAAUAUCGUACCUACUGUAAUCGGUAAUCUACUCGUCUUCAGCUAUAAUUAUUUUGUGAUAUGUAAGUUUUCGGGCAUAACAAACUCAUCUUACACCCCUGUUCAAAUUGACGCGUCCCAAGCAUACCAAUCUCUGGAACUGGUGAGUAAUGAUCGUUCCUUGGCGUCUUGCGCGGGUCCACGGAGUUACCACUCUCAUUUAUUUUAAUUUGAUCCUGUGUUAUGUCUUAUGUUGAGCCUCACGAUCCUAGUCCGAAUAUGCGAUUUUUGAAAAAGUCAGCUACAACCUAUUUAGUCCAUCCUCGCCGAAAUUGUUAUGCACCUUUUACGAGGAGUAAAACAGGACUAUCGUGGAGCGGCCCCGCACCGCACAGAUGGCUUCUGAAUUAAAUUAUAGCCAUUGUGCUGUCUUACAUAACAGGCUUCUCGAAAUAGGUUGGGUGGGCUCUGGGAAACGAUUAGAAUACGAUAGCAAUAACGAUCAAGCUGAAGUUCUACAUCGUCGCAAUUGGUUCGAAUACUUUGGUGAGGAUGCAGAGAGAAUACGCGGCCGACUUUCCCCGUCGUUGGUGGCGUUCCUGGAACGCGCGUUGGUAGUGGACGAUCACUCACUACACUACUAUGUUGGGGGCCUAGCUAGCCCGGAUUACUUAUGGCUGAAUCACCACAGUGGCGGCUAUUCGGCAGAAGCAUCAGAUCGGUAUUGGACUUUGUAUACUGCAACUGGAAUUGCUUCAGAACCAGAUGGUCUCGUGUUUGAUCAAGUGGGAAACAAGGCGGUCAUGCAAACGUCAAUUUUCGACUCUCCAAUCACCCAUAACGAUCGCCAGCAGUGGUUCCCCCUUGAGGAUGUCCUAAGCGCGUGGCUUGAUAUGGUAGAAGUAGGUAAAGUCCGAGCUGUUGGACCUGAUGUAGAGGUACCAAAUGAGAAAUUCGACCCGUGGAUAAUCCUACCGUACAGCGAAAGUCAAUUGCAAGAGACGCUCACAGCCUACCAUGGCCUUUUGGAUGCAAUUGAGUCUCGGAUACCAGAUGUUGCUAGACCACCGAGUGAACCCCAACUCAUCCCCAAUACUUCGUUAGAUACUGCAAACAUAUCACCUGGCUUUGUCCGAGAGUUUCUAAAUAAAGCACAGCGGCCAUGGUUUCAAUACAUAGCGCCAGGUCUCGAGAUACCCACAAUUGAUUCCUUUUGCGAGCAGCCCUUUAGCGGAGUUGAGCUGAAUUCUAUAUCCGAGACCUCGGCCACUCCGCAAACAAUCCAGUUUCCUAUCUUGUUAUUCCGGGCGUCGGAUAUGUUCCGCACCCCACCUAGUCCCCAUGGGGUUGACGAUCAGACUGGUUCAUACCUCCCUUUCGCAUGGCCUUGGUCUGGAGUAAGGACGUACCCGGCAGGGCUUUACCUGACGGACUCGGAUCGACAAGCCAUGUGCUUUGAGGAUGGGGCCCGGGUCGUACUCCCUUUCGGUAUCGGGGCAUCUGGAUACGCGCGUACCAGCGACGGGGCAAGGUUCGGCGAGAACAAAGAGGAGAAAGGCUCCCUUCUUCAUCGGAUGAAGGACACACACGCUGAUCUCUACCAAUUGGGAUACAAUCCAUUCAUUGAAUCCCAUGAAGUUCGCCUAGUUCAGGUGUUACACUUGUGGCACAAACAAAUUGAGACCGGCGCCUGGGAGGUAGGGAGGGAUGGCGUGCUAGGAGGAAUUGAGAAGUGGAGGGAAGCUGAUUCGGAGGCUGGCUGGAAGGGUUACGUGGUUCUGAUUAGCUGGUAACGCUUAGCACGAGUCAUUUGCGCGCAAACAUUUUUUUUUAAAAAAAAAAAAAACCAAAAAAAACCUUGGAAGAAAGAUAUGCCUACUUCUAGAGCCGCCGUAUUCCGCAACCAACCAUAAUACACUGC